CAGGGCUGAAGGCUGAGAGAAGAAGCGGCUGCCAGAGAGGAGCCAUGGACACUGUCUCUGAACCGGACCCUGGACUCACUAUGGAACCUGAGGACAAGUCUUUGGACCCGAGGAACACCAGCCACAGAAUUGCUCUAAAGUUCUGCAACAUUGUCUUGCUGAUAUUCGGACUGCUGAGUAUUCUCCUAAUCUCCCUGCAGUUCAGUUCAGUGAUGCCCACGGAAGAGGAGGAGGAGGCCCCCAGCAUCACAGAGUUCCACUCCUCUACAGACGUGUUGCCCGUGGGCCAAACGGCCCGCUACACCUGCCACGCCGGCGGCACGCCGGAGCCCACAGUAGAGUGGCUCCACAACGGCAGGCCCAUGGAGAGGAAUGGCACAGACGACCAAUCAGAGGCUUGGGUGGAGAGGGGGUUCCUCUUUGUCAGAGGGGUGAGGUAUGGCGUGAACACGGUCUGCUGCAUGGCGAGCAACAGCGCUGGCACGGCCAAUCACACCGCUGAGCUGCUUGUCUUUGAUGCCUGUGAACUCACACUGGACCCCAACACGGCCCACAGACGUCUCUCUCUGUCUGAGGACAACAGGAAGGUGACGCGGGUUAGAGAGGACCAGUCGUAUCCGGAUCACCCAGAGAGAUUUGACUCCUGGCGGCAGGUGUUGGGUAGAGAGGCUCUGACUGGUCACUGUUACUGGGAGGUAGAGUGGGAAGGAGUUGGUCAUAUAGGAGUGACAUACAGAGGAAUCACAAGGAGAGGAGGGGGUGGUGACAGCGAGCUUGGAGGGAACAACAAGUCCUGGAGUCUUUAUUAUUCUAAUGGUGGUUACUCUGCCUGGUACAACGGUACAGAGACAGACCUCCCUCUCCCCCCCGCUGGCUCCACCAGAGUAGGAGUGUAUCUGGACCGGCCUGCUGGCUCUCUGUCCUUCUACAGAGUGUCCCCAGGUGGAGGUGGGUCCUCAGACACACUGACACACCUCCACACCUUCUGGUCCUCCUUCACCCAGGAGGACCUCCUCCCUGGGGUCUGGGUAGGGUGGGGGUCCUCAGCGUCUUUCUCGGUUGUAGAAAAAAAUUAAUGGCGCGGGGAGCAGAACACACUUACACAAAAACACACACACACACACACACACACAAGCACACACAUACACACGCAUGGAGAGGACUGGGCCCCGUUUCCCGAUAACGAUGGAUCUUCGCUCGUACGAUCAUUCUCCCGAUGGAUCUUUCGAACCAUCGUUAAUUUCUUUGGAGCGUUUCCCGAAACUCCUCUUAACGUGAACGCGCAUUCGCUGCACUCAAGACGAACGUAGGAUUGUACCUGUCCACUGACACGGUGCUGAAACGGGAUAUGACGCAGGGGGAGAUGCAGGAAAUGGGGUUAAAAAGGGUUAAAAUAUCUCCCCAUCAGGGCCAACUGCAGAGUAGCCUACGAAAAGAAUAGAUUGCAAUUAUAUGAAUGCUAAAGAUAUUAAAACACAAUUGAUUAAGCCUAGACCGACAUAUAUAUCAGUCCUAAUCCUGAACGCACUGUGCAUACAUUUAUUCACGGCAUUUCCCCCCCUGAAUUAAUUCCAUAUUACAAAAAUCCAAAAUAGCUUAUGUGACAACUACAUUUAUCUUAAUGUGCUGAUUUUUUAAACAUAUAUUUUGCGCAGCGAGAGAGCCGACUUUAUCUGAUUCCGCAUAAGGUUGCAUUGAUUGGCUCUCUAGUAGGCUAUAGAAUAUUUGUAGACAUUAAAAAUGCAACGUUCCAUUCAUACAUUAUCAUUCAAACGCGGCUAUUGCUGACCCGAUUAGGAGAGCUUGGAUCCUGCCCAUAUUGUUGGGCAGGAUGUAGUUGGCUAUAGGCAGGGUUCGAGUUAUGAUUCCACCUCUGUGGGGGUCUCUUAAAGUUGUUGACGGUGGGGGGAGACCGU
This is a messenger RNA of Gadus chalcogrammus (walleye pollock), 1916 nucleotides long. RefSeq names its product neoverrucotoxin subunit beta-like. Gene Ontology annotation, molecular function: protein binding. Bases 45 to 1076 code for a protein of 343 amino acids. The transcript is spliced from 4 exons. NCBI's taxonomy places the organism in Eukaryota, Metazoa, Chordata, Actinopteri, Gadiformes, Gadidae. The record is from RefSeq and is a predicted model, not a curated record.